Molecule: messenger RNA, 2046 nt
Organism: Alternaria arborescens
Lineage: Eukaryota; Fungi; Ascomycota; Dothideomycetes; Pleosporales; Pleosporaceae
Exons: 3
Coding region: 1-2046 (681 amino acids)
Biological process (GO): carbohydrate metabolic process
Source: RefSeq, a predicted model, not a curated record
AUGAAGGUGUCUACUACCUUGGUCAGCUUGACAGCUGCCGUCCCAGCUGCCCUCGCAUCAACGCCCUACUCUCAAUACAUCCUCGCGCCUAAAUCACGAACCCUGCAGCCCGUCUCCGUCCACAGCUCAAACGGCUCCGUCACCAAUCCCGAGAGCUUGACUACGAGCAGCGCAAAUGGAAGUUCAGUUUUCACAGGCGAAGCAGCAACAGCGUACGACUUUGGUAUCAACAUCGCAGGUCUCGUCACCGUGACAAUCGGGUCCGUAAACUCGACUUCAGAGUACAUUGGCGUCACCUUCUCCGAGUCCUCAUUGUGGAUCAGCAACAGAAGCAGCGACGCGACCGCCGAUGCAGGAAAAGACGAGACACUCUGGUUCCACGUCAAUGGCACAGGACGCUACACGGCGCCCAGAGAGAAGGGCAGAGGCGCUUUCAGGUACAUGACGUUGGUCCAUAAUGGCACGGGGAGUUUAGAGGUGACGGGAGCCGAAGUACAUUACACGGCAAUGCCUCACUGGGAGGACGAUGCGUUGGGGAAUUAUACUGGGUAUUUCCACUGCGACGACGACUUGCUGAACCGUGUGUGGUAUGCUGGUGCCUACACGAACCAGAUUUGCACUAUCGAACCGGAUACUGGCGAUGCGUUGGUGCAUAUCGGUGAAGAGGGGUACUCAAAGGACGACGAUCAGACGCCGGUUAAUGUAACGUGGUAUAACAACUACACUAUUACGGCUGGUAAGAGUGCGCUAGUUGAUGGCGCGAAGAGGGAUAGACUUGUGUGGGCUGGUGAUAUGGCUAUAGCCGUUCCUGGUGUUGUGGUAUCCACCAACGAUGUCAUCUCCAUUGAGAACGCAUUGGACUCACUGUUUGCUGUCCAGAAUGAGACGAAUGGUCUGCUUCCGUAUGCUGGACGGCCAUUUCCUCCUCAAGCUAUAUCCUUCACUUAUCAUCUGUACACCCUAAUUGGUGUCGCUGACCACUACCUUUAUACCGGAGACGUCGAAUACCUGAAAUCCCUGUGGGACAAGUACAAAUUCGCCCUGUCUUUCUCGCUCGCGAACAUUGACGACACCGGCCUGAUGAACGUCACUGCACCUAACGACUGGCUUCGCUUCGGUAUGGGGGGUCAUAACAUCGAAGCAAACGCCAUCCUCUACUACACCAUCAACCAAGGCAUCUACCUAGCCUCUGCUCUCAACGACACCGCGAACAUCACCUCGUGGCAGGAGACGGCAGACCGCAUCAAGACAGCCGCCAACGAGCUCUUGUGGGUGCCAGAAGAAGGCAUGUACCGCGACAAUGAAACCACAACUCUCAUGCCACAAGACGGAAACGCCUGGGCCGUAGUCGCAAACCUCACUCUAAACAGCACACAAACUGAGCAAAUCUCCUCCAACCUGGUCGCCCGAUGGACACCCUACGGUGCACCUGCUCCAGAAGCCGCAGAUGCCAUUUCACCUUUCAUUUCAGGAUUUGAGCUGCAAUCCCACUUCCUCGCACAAAACACCACAGCUGCACUAGCAUUAAUGCGUCUUCAAUGGGGUUUCAUGCUCGACGAUCCGCGUAUGACGAAUUCUACCUUUAUCGAAGGAUAUAGUACGACUGGAGAACUACACUAUGCGCCCUACGUCAACGACGCACGAAUCAGCCACGCGCAUGGAUGGGCAACAGGUCCUACUUCCAGCCUGACACAAUACGUCGCCGGCGUGCAAUUGCUAACUGCUGGUGGAGCGACGUGGCGUGUUGCGCCUUCGCUGGGUGAUCUCAAAUUUGCGGAUGCAGGAUUCAGCACGAAUUUGGGCUUCUUUGGCGCAAGGACGCAGGUUUGGGGGAACAACACGGUGAUGCUGGAGUUUGAGGCGCCGGAGGGGACAAUGGGAGAGGUGCAUGUGCCGGUGCUUGAUUGUGCCGGACGGGUUGUUAUGAGUGGUAGUGCCGGGUUGAGUGGGGAUGUUGUUGUAGAGACGAUGCAAGGGCAGGGAAGUGUAGUGGUGAUGGAUGUCAGGGGUGGAAGGUGGACGGCUACGUUUAGAUGUUCGGAGUAA